AUGGUGCCACCGAAAUCACAGAGACAGCAUGAGUUCUUUAAAACAAACAAGAGAGAAAAAGGGAGACCAGAUCAUGGAGGUGGAGGCAGUGCGAUAUCUCCCUCACAUCAUUCUGAAGUGGGUUCUGAUUCAGAUUCCACACAAAUUUUAGGAGAAACUGUAGAAGAUCUCUCCCUGACAGCAAAAAGGUUGGCAGACAUGCUCUCCACUCUGAGAACAUCAUUACAGCUAGAUUUUAGAAAAAUAUCAGAAGAAAUCCGUAAGGAGUUGGGCACGAGAACAUCUACCCUGGAAGAAAAAAUGGAUGAGCUAUGUGAAAAUAAUAACAAAAUGAGGGAAAAACUUAACAAAAUGGAAGCAGACUAUCAACAACUCCAGGAAAAAAUGGCAGAUAUAGAGGAUAGAUCUAGGUGCAACAAUAUCAGAGUCAGAAAUGUGCCUGAAAAAGUCCAGGGGCAGAUAUUCCACUUUACUUAG
This is a messenger RNA of Pelobates cultripes (western spadefoot toad), 477 nucleotides long. NCBI's taxonomy places the organism in Eukaryota, Metazoa, Chordata, Amphibia, Anura, Pelobatidae. The record is from the annotation of a GenBank genome assembly.